AGUUUAAAAAUAACUCAAUGUUUCAUUUUUACAUUAUUCCGCGAGAAAGUUAAACGGGCUGCCAUUGUUGAGCUUGGAUGUGAAUAUCAAAUCGUAAAAAUGAGCAAUGCUGCAAGCACCAUACCUGCAAAGAGCAAAGUAUUUCGGGCAAAGUUUAAUAAAAUACCCUCUUUAGAAGACAACAAAUUAAAAACACAACCGAAGUCUAAAAGAAAACCGAUACCAAAAGAUGUAGAUGUUUUAGUGAUUAAGCAUAAACACGAGGAAAACAAUACUUCACACGAUAAACAUGAGUCAAACAAUUUUGAAGACGAAAAGACUUGGAUGGAAAAAUCAAAAGAUCUCGAAUCAGGGAAAGUUAAAAAGAACCAAAUAGCUUUAAGUAAUCUGAGGCAGAAGAAUGUGAAAAAACAAACUUUAGAGAACGGGGCUGAGUCAAAUAAACCAACAAUCAAGAUCAUGAACGUGCAGCAAUAUGAAGGGUUUAUGGAUGAGAGGGCGCAUCUUCUAGAACUAAAUGAAAAAUACGAGAAACGUAUAGCAGAGCUGGAACAAGAAGUUGAACGAGUACUUGGAGAGUUUACAAAGUUGUACGAGGAUAAUGAAAGAUUAAGACGGAAAAUGGAUACAGGUAAUGACCCGCUUCUUGAACCAUACAGUAGAGUUUUCGAAGAUCGAAGGAUACUAAGGGAGGCAGAAGGCGGUUAUAAGAAAAGAAUUAUAAGGCUGGAAAAAGAAAUAAUUGAAAAGCAAAAUGAAAGUGAUAAGUUUCAAGACAAACUUAAAGCUCUUCAAGAAAAAUUUAAACCUACAAGUCAAGCUGAAGAAAAAGAUAGAAUUACAAAAGAAAAGAGGUCUAAAGCAGAAUUAAAGAAACUUAGGACAGAAAAUGAAUCUCUGAAACACACUCUUCGAGAAUUUGAAAAUUCGAAUGAAAGAGAAGCGGUGAAAAAAGUUCAAGCUGAAAAUGAUACAUUGAAGAAAGUAAUCAAGAAAUUAGAACAUCAAAUUGCACGUAAAAAUGUCAAAAGUAUGGGACUCACAAAGGAUUUUAAAAGUAUUCCAAAGGGAAAUAAACAACAACAUGUAAAUUUUGAAGAGAGGCCUGUUAAAUUUGACUAUGAAUAUUUGCUUCCUGAUUCACAAGUCUAUGACUAAGGGCAAAACUUUAGGUCUUUAUCUAACGGAAUUGCGACCAACCAGAUACGUACGUUGAUCCUUGAUUUUACUACAUACAGAAGUCUUUCAGUAGAAUGCGAUACCAUCUAUACGCCGACAAAAUUGAUUAAAUAUACGCACAUGUAUAUUUAAAUGUUUUAAUAUUAUAUAGUUCAAUCAUUUUCAUGUGAUAUGACCAAGUAUAAACUGUUAUGACAAAACAUAUAUGACCCGUGCUGCU
This is a messenger RNA of Ruditapes philippinarum (Manila clam), 1399 nucleotides long. Its product is annotated as DNA ligase 1-like. The transcript is spliced from 2 exons. The record is from RefSeq and is a predicted model, not a curated record. Bases 100 to 1158 code for a protein of 352 amino acids. Lineage: Eukaryota; Metazoa; Mollusca; Bivalvia; Venerida; Veneridae.